CUUCACUGAAGCACAUCCUGCGAAGCAUUGUAAUCUGUUGUUUGUGUUUACUCCUCACAUUUUGCAAUCUUUCUCACUCACUCACCCACUCGCCUGCUGCCGUCUUUCAUCCAUCAUUGAGAUCGGUUGAAGGUUCGAUUUUAAGAACCAGCGCGGCAUCAUCUCGUUGGAAGGCCGCGUCAUAAUGUUGCUCAAGCCAGGACGUUUCGAUCGAGGGUCGGUCUUCUAUCCAUGGUCAACAUCUCCCCCGGCCUGCUUCACUCGAGGAACACCGUACGAUGACGACGCCGACAUCCUGAUCCUCGAACACGGUGACAUUCGAGACUUCCUUUUCACCGCCUACACUGGUCCUGGGUCUAAAACACGAAAAUUAGAUUUUACCUGUUGCGAGGCCCGGAUUUGCGCCGUUGCAAGAUCUAUCGUCCUGCUCACUAUGAUCAUCGAUGACGACGGCUCGAAUCAAGAGACGAUAUGGCGCCUCCACUCCGAUAUGCUCAUCGAUCACAGCACGCUGUGCUUCCUCCAUAAGCAUAUGAAAAAGCUCCUGCCUCAAAUCGCAACCCUCGGCGUAUGGGACUCCGGAAAGUACGGGCGGACCCUCCGGUUCAGCGAUGCUCGGACGUGGGCGAAAGUCAAAGACUUUUUCGAGUUCUACGCCGUGACUCCGAAGAAGGCGGCAGCUUUUCAAUACCAACAGAAGCACCUGAAAGACCUCUGGGACAGGUACAGACGCGUCCAUGAUGCGGCGCCUUCGAGCCAACAUGAGCUCAUGGCGCAAGCCAAGAAUGCUGCGAAACCGGCCAUGAAACCAGGUUGGGCCCAUCAUUGUCUUGCCUUUGGCCGGUAUCGUGAGACGGGCACCUGUUACGACUGCCCUAAAAUCGCGGCGCGAGCAAACCGGGUUAAUCCAUUGCUCGCCACUCUCGACCGUGCGGAGCUCUGCUACGCUUCCGAGCCGUUCUCUGGAUCGCAUCUUGCCCCCGCCUUCACGAAAGUGGUAUUUCCCAGGGACCGCCUACCGAACCCUCCAGAAGCUAUUGACGGGUAUGCUAGGCAUGCAUAUGGUCAAUUCGAGCUAUAUUGCUAUUCAUUUCGGGAUGUUGCUGCCACCGGACGUUGGAAGAUUCGGUACGUCGUGGCGGACCCUAUCGCCUUAUGCCAUGUCCUGCAGCACCAUCGAGUCCACGGAGAGACUGAAACGGCCAACUGGUACGGUACCUCCCAGAGCUUCGAACCACUGCUUCUGGAUUCGCUCGAUUAUACCGCCGAAAACAGGGCUACCAAAGCACCGACCAUCUUCGAUAUCAUCGCGUGUGGCGAUAUGGGAGAUAUAGCUGGAAUCCUCAAUGUCCUUACGGCUUGCAGUCCGCUCUUGAAACUGAGGCUGACCAGUACCAUCUUCACGCGUACAUACUUUUGGAACACUCAAAGUCUCAAGAUUGGAUCUCAAGGCCCAUUGUGUGCGGACAUUGCCACGGUGGCGCUACUCCUCGGCUUGACUCCGAUGGAAUACUGGUACACGGGCACAUCAACGUCUAGCCAUGACAGUAUCCAGCUUGCUUUUAUGGACAUGAGCCACGGACAUCCCCCUCACAACAUCACGUGGAAGAGCACCAUGCUACCGGAAUGGAGAGCGAAGAAGGGCGAAGGCCUCUACAGUCUCUACUCCAAGGCCCACCUCUCGUUCGACGCUCGCGAGUUAGCGUCGUUCAUGUGGCGGCUAUACACCUCAAUGUUCGCCAGUGACAACUAUGAAGCCCUUAAACGCACAGCCUACGAUUGGGUCCAAUGUCGGCUGAUGCCCUCGUACACGCGCGGAGGAUUCGCGGCGCUCCUGAAACUGGUCCUCGCCAACGUUGAAGUGGACUACGACGAGUUCGUGGAUACUUUUGGAGACAUGAUGGCGGAAAGUCGGGAGGAUCCAUGGCUCGGGCCGUAUCUCGAGGCCUUGCCGAUGUACCUCACUUCUGCCGGUCUCUUUGGCUGGGAGGACUUCCUUCUCACUGAAGGCUAUGAGGACUUUCUCUCAGAGUCAUGCCUAAGAGGCUGGGAGAACCUCCCUACUCAGCUUUGUGUCACAUUCUACAUACCACCAAAACAUAUGAUGGACUUUACAAAACCACCAUGGGACGACGAUAUCGGACGUCCGGUUGUCCAAGUCAACUUCCAAACUCCCGAUCUGUGGUUCGCCAUGUACGAUGUACACUGGUCUUGGGGUGAGAUAUCGUCCCAGGGCCGGGAGCGAACCAAUAAACACCGGCUUUUCUUUAAAGAGGACAAGAAAGGAUGUGCCGGGCAGUCGCCUAUGGUAGUCACCGUUAUGGUGCCCACCUGGAUCCUAUUGCGGACGAAGGACCUAUCCGGAGAAGUCGAACUGGCGCUGCGGCAUGACUACAAUGUCGCAAAAAGAUUCGGAGAGAGACUCUCCAUGCAGGGUUGUUUGCCACUUUAUACGACCAUGCUCAGCAGCAAAAACGUGUUCAUCACCCAGGCUCCUCCUAACCUCGUCGGAAAUGCCUCGCUCAGCGCGAUCCCAGGACAGGAAUUUCAGGAUUCGCCGCUCACUCAGGAAAGUCGAGUCCACGAUGCCAAUAUACUCAUCCACGCCCACUUCAAUAAGACCCAGUCUCGGGUGUCGCGAAUGACCUUGCGGGUCACCUGUAACACCGAAGAGCUGAAACAGCAUCUACUAGAGCCAGCAGAUGCUCUCAAAGCAGCGUGCAUCGAACCGUUCACCGUCCAAGUGUUGAUCGGCCUUUUUCUGUUCUCCAUCACCCCUCCGAUGCCGUUGAAACCCUUCGCGGGUGUGACACGAGUCAAACGAAAAGCAGGAUACAUCGAAUACACGGGUCCGGUCAUGUCCCGCAAAUCGCUCGAUAGAUCCGUUGCCAAUGUUUGGGCAAUCGCCAUGUAUCCUUCCAGUCCUACCACGGGAAACCUGCACCACAUUGAGUUGGAUCGGAUGCCGACGAUUGACAUCGAUGAUGCCUGCAGGCGCGGUUGGAUAUUCGACUACAUCGGCUGCGUUCUCAAUAAUAAGGACAAAGAGGCGGUGACAGCCCCCGUCCCCUACGACUACAAUUUUCCAGUCCCAUACUCGCCAUUCAAACUGCGCAUUGCGCAGAUGAUCCUAGGGUAUGGAUGUCCGAUCAAGUCACGAAAGACUGUCUUCAUGAUCGCAGAACGGGAAAAUGAAUCAUCAGAGGACGUCAAACCCCAUUUUAUUAUCUUGCUCUCUUCGAUCAAGCUGGACCAGAUCGUCCAAGGCGUCGUUCUCGAUUGCGCGGUCAUUCCUCUCAGCGACGGGCUCCGAGCACUGCUGGCGCCGUUCAUGCAAACCUUGGUCUCGAGCAAAGGCGCGUACCAAGUGUUUCACGGGACGCGCAAGGAGAUCGCGCUUUGGCGGCGGGCACUGAUGUCCUUUGCCGAUCGAGCCCGCACCUGGCCACACAAAGCGACGUGCCGAUACCAGUCCUGUACGCCCCGCUACCACGGCAAGGACGGUCCGAUCUGCGCGUGUGGCACGGGCAUCUUCCCGUCUGACUAUCCGGUGGAGGCCGAGUUCGAGAAAUUCAUCCACGACCCGAAAUUCAACGACUUCGCGGUGCGCGUCGCGAUCCCGGUGUGCUUCCCCAACCCGCUGUUCGAAAAGACCUGGAAGUGCUACCACUUGAGCAACCAGGCGCAGGUCACGGAAACGGCGCAGAUGAUGACGCAGACCUUCGAUAUCAUGAUCCGAGGGGACCUCUGCCUAGCGUGUAGGGAGAAACCGGGUGGGAGGCCGUUGUUGAGAUGUUCGGGGUGCCACGUCGCGCAGUAUUGCUCGAAGGAGUGUCAGAGUAAGGAUUGGAAGAAGGUUCAUAAGAGGAUUUGUAAGGAGUUCGCCGAGGACCCUCCUUUUCAGAGGGCGGUUACCAGGACACGAAGGCGUUCUUCUCCUACCAACACGUCCGUUCCGGACCAUGUGAGGGUGGCGAAGUGGGGGGAGUAGGAAGGACUGGGAAAUCAAUGGAUGCUACGGAGCGAAUACAAAUGUGUACAAUAAUUUCAUAGUUGAAGAAUGCUAUUGGAGAACGUCAUGACA
Messenger RNA from Eremomyces bilateralis CBS 781.70, 4084 nucleotides. RefSeq lists its product as uncharacterized. The transcript is spliced from 2 exons. NCBI's taxonomy places the organism in Eukaryota, Fungi, Ascomycota, Dothideomycetes, Eremomycetales, Eremomycetaceae. Bases 185 to 3991 code for a protein of 1268 amino acids. Gene Ontology annotation, molecular function: DNA-binding transcription factor activity, RNA polymerase II-specific. Gene Ontology annotation, biological process: regulation of transcription by RNA polymerase II. The record is from RefSeq and is a predicted model, not a curated record. Gene Ontology annotation, cellular component: nucleus.